Molecule: messenger RNA, 756 nt
Organism: Rotaria sordida
Lineage: Eukaryota; Metazoa; Rotifera; Eurotatoria; Philodinida; Philodinidae
Source: the annotation of a GenBank genome assembly
AUGACAACAUCAAUAGAUCCAAGUGUGGAUGAAUUGUUAUUAUUACAAGAAAAUCAAUAUCCUAUACCAAAUUUUGUUUUUGCAAAUCUUAAACCAAUUGGAGCAGAACGUAAGAUUGGACAACCAUCAAAUACAUCAACUCAAAUGAAAUCAUCAUUAUUAUCAUUACAACGAAUGAAUAUGGAUUUUACUUCGAGAAAUAUAGAAGAAAAUAAUAAUUCUUUUGAGAUUCCAACAUUUAAUUCAUCUAUUAAAUCAUCAACAAUGUCUAUUUAUGAUAAUUUUCGUUUUUCUUCAAUUGAUGAACCAAUAAUUCAUAAAACAAAUAAUGAUUUAGAAUUAUUAACUUAUCAUCCAUUUUAUAAUCAUUCAUCAACAAAUAAUAGUUCAACAACACAUUUAAUGGGCAAUUAUAAUUAUCCACAGCAAAUAUCAUCAUCAUCAUCAUCAUCAUCAUCAAUUGUUCAACAAAAACUUAAUCAAUCAAUUUCAACUCAAAUACAAACAAAAAAAACAAUACCAUCAUUUCGUAUUCCACAAACUUAUCCAACUAAUCAAUUUUUUAUUCCAAAUUCAUGUCAACCAUAUUCUAGAAAUUCAUUAAUCAAUGUUUAUCAACAAUCACGACCUGUAUUCAGUACUCCAUUUCAAUGUACACGAGAACGUUUUCAAGUUAAUUCAAUUGGUCGUCCAAUUUUACGAACUAAUAAUUAUACACGUUUAUCACAAGCAACUAAUUUUAAAAUUCGACGAUAA